AUGAUUGGCAAAAGUUCAGGUUCUCGAUCGUGGGAUCGGGUGACCCCUCCGGGUAAAUGUGAGACUGUUUGGAAGGUGGAUCUCACUAAGUAUUCUUGGGCCGAGUGUCAGCAGGAGGUUAUCAGGCUGUGCGCCCCGACUCGCAAACUAGUCGACAAGCAUCUCCGCCGGCUCCAGGAAGAAGGAUUGCUCAAAUGGCACUGCAUGCUGCAUCGGGACGCCACGUUUGGUCAAAAUAAAAAUUAUUUUGUGUCGAAUGACGAGGAAUUCGCUCCGUUUGUCGAGGCGGUGGUCAAUAACGCAACCACCAAGGCGAUGAUAAAAAUCGUGAUGGAGGAUCCUGAUCGCUCCGCAAAGGAUUCCGACGAGGCAAAAAAGGUUGAUGAUAGUCUUGCCUUGAAUUACGCGGACGAGGACACCCGCCUCGCUUUGCAGCGGGUUCACACCCGCCUGGCUGUGAAUCAAUGGGUUUUUGGUCGAGUGCAGCCCAAAUCGGAUACAAGCGGGCAAGAUCGAAGUCGAAUUGUCGCCGAUAUCACCCGACACAUCAAGGCGAAAUAUGGAUGUGACGCCGAAUCCAUGCGCGUCCGUGAUCCUGACAAUCCAAACCGAUCCAUCCGCGUGACCACCGAGGCCCUCCGCGCUUGGAGCCGAGCAAUGCUCCACGGCGCAAAGGGAGUCGACUUGGAUACCCCUCCGAAAUGCAAGGAAUGUGUUCCCGAGGACGUAUCGGUCGUCACGCUCGAGGAACUGGACGCCAGACGGGACGCAAGGCUCUCGCGACACAAGAGCGGGUCCCCUUCAAAGCCAUCCAUAUCGCCUGGGGGCGCCACCCGUGGCCUGAUCUCAAAAUCCACGGGGCCCGUGUUCACUGCGACCCGCAGGUCGGCGUCGGGGCAAAUCCUACCGCCGCGAUUGAUUCCCGGGGAUGCGAAACGACCUGCUGAGAGCCGCGGUCCGGCAGGUUCCCAUGCUUCAAACUCUUCUGAGAACCCCGGGUCCUUGCGGGCCCAAGGGUUCUUGGACCUGACCGGCCACGAUGACGAGUAUGAACCCAAGGAGUCGUGGCGCCCCUGCAGUCCUGUUGACACAUCGGCUCAACGGGUCAUCACAUCCGGAACACCUAUGGAUCCACCACCAUCUCGAAGGGUCAGCACCACCGGUACGGACAUCGAGGUUCUCCCCGGAGGCUCCACGCUUCGCUCCCCCUUGCGCAAACUCGUCCGCAGCCCGGUUGGGGACGGCAUGGCCCAUCACUUCACCCGCCUGGACUUCGAGCGCCCCCAAUCGCCAACCAGGAUGUUAUCGGUGUCUCCAACCCGCAAGCGACCUGGGUCCCAGGCCUCUUUGUCAUACCCGUUGAUGGACAUGUCCAACAAGCCCCCUCUGAAUGAAAUGGGCCGUGCCCUGUCGAUCGAUGGGUUCCUCAAACUAUGUAACUUCACCAAUGACGAUCAUGUACCAAGGGCCUUGAUCUCCCUGAACCACAUCCGCCUAUGGGACUUCUUCUUGGACACGACCUUCUAUGUCCUCCACCGCAUGGGGUUCCCAUACCCUAUCGCAACCCAACUUUUGAAGGGUGCGAAAUGGCUCGAGGCUACCCACCUUGACCUUGUGCACACGGACCCGACACCUGACCCCUCCGAGGCCGCCAACGCAUCCCAAGCAAAGCCGGAAUCUGCCGCUGGUACCUCCGAACUGGACAAGAAUGAUGCCCAAUUGGGCCCUAGCGGUUUACCAGACUCCAGUCAGCCGCAGUCGAUCCACAUGCCUGAGGGUGAGGACCGCGAUGGCAUGGCGGAAGACGAGGGGUCAAACCCCUGUCAGCCAUUGAAUCCAUCCCCAGUUUAUUAA
Puccinia graminis f. sp. tritici CRL 75-36-700-3 is the source of this 1854-nucleotide messenger RNA. RefSeq lists its product as uncharacterized. Lineage: Eukaryota; Fungi; Basidiomycota; Pucciniomycetes; Pucciniales; Pucciniaceae. The record is from RefSeq and is a predicted model, not a curated record. Bases 1 to 1854 code for a protein of 617 amino acids. The transcript is spliced from 3 exons.